This is a messenger RNA of Lactuca sativa (garden lettuce), 2262 nucleotides long. NCBI's taxonomy places the organism in Eukaryota, Viridiplantae, Streptophyta, Magnoliopsida, Asterales, Asteraceae. The record is from RefSeq and is a predicted model, not a curated record.
GUGUUUGUGUUUUUAAGACAUAAACCUCUCAAACUAUCGAGAGGUUUCCAAGAACUACCGAUUUUCAGUUGAGUAUGAUUCUAAUGAUAUGAUCGGUUUCCCUAGCCAUGUUUUCAUGAAGAAGUUUCCCACAUGCACUCCAGAUCUUCGAUUUGUUGCAGAAGGGGAUGACCCACGUGUGAUUUAUUCUAAAAAACUCAACCUUUGUGGGUGUCUCAACCUCCCUGUGUUUGAAUUAGAUGGUGAAACUUGCUUGGGUGUUGUUGAGGUGGUGACAACUUCCCAGAAAAUCAACCUCCGGGAUGAAUUCGAAAACAUUUGUAAAGCUCUUGAGGCUGUUGAUCUAAGGAGUUCGGAAUUCUUGAUCCAUCCAAAGCAAAAGGAUUUCAUUGAACCAUACGAUGCUGUACUUUCGGAGAUUCAAGAUGUUUUGAGAAGCACAUGCAAUACUCUCAAUUUGCCAUUGGCUCAAACAUGGGGCCGAUGUGAAGGCAGAUCCGGACCCAUUUCCGUGAUCGAAUCCGCUUCGUAUGUGUACGAUCCGGAGAUUUUAGGGUUCUUUGAGGCGACUUCCAGCCAGCAGCUUGUAUCAGGAGAAGGUAUUGCUGGUAAAGCGUUGGGUACAAACCAACCUUGCUUUACUGACAUUAAUGAUUUUUGUAGGACUGAUUAUCCGAUAAGUUCUUAUUACGGCCUCAAUGCUGCCAUGGCAAUACGUCUCCGUAGCACCUACACGGGACCCACCGAUUUCAUCCUCGAGUUUUUUCUCCCCCGCAACUGCAAACGAGAUGAUGAACAAAAACAGAUUGGAACCUCGAUAAUUACGAUGAUAAAACAAAUUUCUUGGAGCUUGCAUUUGAUAAACGCUGAAGAACUAAUGAAAGACAUGAAAACCCGUGAUGAAUCUUGGAUAUCCAAUAUGGUGGAAGCGCGGGAGAAGGGCGAAACGGUCAUUUUGUCGAUGGGAUGUCAUAAGGAAGAUCGAGAAGAAGAAACAAAUACCCGACAUGAAUCUUGGAUAGCGGAUAUGAUGAAAGCCAGGGAGAGAGGUGAAAAUAUCAUUUUAUCCAUGGGGUGUCACAAGGAAGAACCGGAAGAAGAGUUUCAGGUGAUAAACCAAUUUUAUAACGGACUCGAAAAUCAAAGUUUUCUAGAGUGGGGAACUAGAACCGGAUCAAAAGGCCAAUCAAAACGGCCAAGCAUUAAGAAUCGGGUGAAGACAGAGAGGAACAUAAGUUUGCAAGAUCUCCAACAAUACUUUCCUGGGAGUCUUAAGGAUGCUGCUAAGAGCAUUGGGGUGUGCCCGACUACAUUAAAACGGAUAUGCAGACAGCACGGAAUCAUGAGAUGGCCAUCUCGAAAGAUCAAGAAAGUAAGCCAUUCUUUAAAGAAACUCCAACUCGUUAUCGACUCCGUACAAGGUGCUGAGGGGAUGAUCAAACUCGGAUCAUUCUAUACCAAUUUCCCGGACCUAAACUCCCCGAUUUCACUUACACCUAAACCAAAAGUUAACAAUCGGGUCAACCUCUUAAAAAAAUCCCAAACACCAUCCAAUUCUUCAUCUUCUUGUAGCCGUGAUUCAAGUAGUUCAUCAGGAAACAACUUUCCCAUGCAUACCAAAAACGAAAACGCUCACGGGUCGCAAAAGAGAAAGUUAUCCAGCUACAACAACAUGAACGACUUGCUCUCAACACCAAAAGACAAACUAGUUGACGAUCAUCGGUUUAUGGAGGCUAUCCCACCAACACUGAAUGAUGAAGGAAUUUUUAGAGUAAAAGCUACUUACGGUGACGAGAAAAUCCGGUUCCGUAUGUCAAAAAAUUGGAGUUUCAUGGAUUUGCAUCAAGAGAUUUCGAAGCGGUUUAAUAUAUAUGAUAUGGGAAAUAUUAGGAUUGAGUAUAUAGAUGAUGACUCGGAAUGGGUACUUUUGGCAUGUGAUGAUGACAUUGAGGAAUGCAUGGAUUUGCAUACAUCUAUCAACAAUAAAACGAUUAAACUUGUUGUUCACCGGUCUACCCACCCAUCAUUCAUGUGGUAGUUUUUGCAGUUGGGUAGUAAUUUAUGUACUCCAUUAGCUGCUGGGACCUUACGGUUGUUUUAGUAUAAAGUUCAAAAUUUGCUCCUUGGUAGUUAAAGGUGUUAAUCCGUUUGUUUGAUGCUCUAUCUCUCAAUAAAUAUUGAGAUCGUAACGAGUAGAGGAUUUGAAUUUGUAUCUAAAGAGAGUUUGAGAAUUUACGAUAAUUAAGUAUUUGACUUUUUUGA